AUGGAAGAGACAUUUGUGCCCUUUCGUGGGAUUAAGAAUGACAUUAAUGGGAGGCUGCUCUGUUACAAGCAGGAUUGGACUGGUGGGUUCAAAGCUGGAUUCAGGAUAUUGGCACCUACGACCUACAUAUUCUUUGCAUCGGCUAUUCCAGUGAUUUCAUUUGGAGAGCAAUUGGAGAGGAACACUGAUGGAGUUUUAACCGCCGUGCAGACUUUAGCAUCGACCGCGGUAUGUGGAAUUAUACACUCGAUAAUUGGAGGGCAGCCUUUGCUGAUUCUGGGAGUUGCCGAGCCUACUGUGAUUAUGUACACCUUCAUGUUUGACUUUGCUAAACAAAGACCUGAAUUGGGCCGUGACAUGUUCCUUGCAUGGACCGGAUGGGUGUGCGUAUGGACUGCGGCAUUAUUGUUCUUGCUGGCUAUUUUAGGAGCUUGCUCUAUCAUCAACAGAUUUACCCGUGUGGCGGGAGAAUUAUUUGGGAUGCUUAUAGCAAUGCUCUUCAUGCAGCAAGCAAUCAAAGGGCUUGUAGAGGAGUUCCGCAUACCAAAACGGGAAAAUCCGAGCCUGACCGAGUUUAUGCCUUCAUGGCGUUUCGCAAAUGGGAUGUUUGCUUUGGUUUUAUCUUUUGGCCUACUGCUAACUGCGCUUAGAAGUCGAAAAGCCCGGUCUUGGCGCUAUGGGUCUGGUUGGGUUAGGAGCCUUAUAGCUGACUAUGGAGUGCCACUAAUGGUCUUGGUUUGGACAGCAAUAUCAUAUAUACCUGCUCAAACCGUACCAGAAGGCAUUCCGAGACGGCUGUUCAGCCCGAAUCCAUGGUCACCUGGUGCAUACGCGAAUUGGACCACCUUAAUGUGUGGUCUUCUUGGCAUCCCUCCAUCAAACGGUGUUAUACCACAGUCCCCAAUGCAUACAAAAAGCUUGGCUACUCUUAAACACCAGUUGCUCAGGAACCGACUCGUUCAGACAGCACGCCAGAGCAUUAGAACAAACUCAAGCUUGGGGCAAUUGUAUGGAAACAUGCAAGAAGCUUAUCGACAAAUGCAGACCCCUCUCAUCUACCAGGAGCCAUCACAAAGAGGCCUAAAGGAGUUGAAAGAGUCAACUAUUCAGUUGGCCUCGAGCAUGGGGAGCUUUGAUGCUCCAGUUGACGAGACAGUCUUUGAUGUGGACAAGGAAAUUGACGAUUUACUCCCUGUCGAGGUCAAAGAACAGCGAGUGAGCAAUUUGUUGCAGUCCAUUAUGGUUGGAGGGUGUGUAGCAGCAAUGCCUGCUUUGAGAAUGAUCCCAACAUCUGUUCUUUGGGGUUAUUUUGCAUUCAUGGCAAUCGAGAGCUUGCCGGGCAAUCAGUUCUGGGAAAGGAUAUUGCUGCUAUUCACUGCACCUAGCCGACGAUAUAAGGUUUUGGAGGACUAUCAUGCGACGUUUGUGGAGACUGUUCCGUUCAAGACGAUUGCCUUAUUUACGAUAUUCCAGACGACUUAUUUGCUUCUUUGUUUCGGGAUUACGUGGGUCCCUAUUGCGGGGGUUUUAUUCCCUCUGCUUAUUAUGCUUUUGGUCCCCGUAAGACAAUAUGCACUGCCAAAGUUUUUCAAAGGGGCUCAUUUGCAAGAUUUGGAUGCGGCCGAAUAUGAAGAGGCACCUGCUGUGCCGUUUGAUAUUCCAACGGAAGGGGAAAUUGGUGGUGGUAGGCUUUCUUUUGCCGAGGGAGGAGAGAUAUUAGACGGGAUCAUAACAAGGAGUCGUGGAGAGAUAAAGCACACUUGCAGCCCAAAGGUCACAAGCUCAUCAGCUACUCCUUCGAAAGAUUUCAAACUCCAAAGCCCGCGAGCAUACAGCCCACGGGUCAGUGAGCUAAGAGGCGAGAGGACUCCGCGGGCUGGCGGAAGGGGGGCCCACAGCCCGAAAACUACUGAGGUGGGCCCAUCUAAUUUGGGGAUAAGUCCUCGUAACUAG
Molecule: messenger RNA, 1953 nt
Organism: Striga asiatica
Lineage: Eukaryota; Viridiplantae; Streptophyta; Magnoliopsida; Lamiales; Orobanchaceae
Source: the annotation of a GenBank genome assembly